GAAACUGCUGUCUAUACACUAAUGCCGAUGGUUAUGGCUGACCAGCACAGGUCUGUCUCAGAGCUGCUGUCAAAUUCAAAAUUUGAUGUGAAUUAUGCAUUUGGACGUGUGAAGAGAAGUUUGCUUCAUAUUGCAGCAAACUGUGGAUCAGUUGAAUGUCUUGUUCUAUUAUUAAAAAAAGGGGCAAAUCCAAACUAUCAGGACAUUUCAGGAUGCACACCUCUCCAUUUAGCAGCAAGGAAUGGCCAGAAGAAAUGUAUGAGCAAGCUGCUGGAAUACAGUGCAGAUGUCAACAUUUGUAAUAAUGAAGGCUUGACUGCAAUUCAUUGGUUGGCUGUCAAUGGCCGAACAGAAUUGCUUCAUGAUCUUGUUCAGCAUGUUAGUAAUGUAGAUGUUGAAGAUGCAAUGGGACAGACAGCCCUUCAUGUAGCUUGUCAGAACGGACACAAGACAACGGUGCAGUGUUUGCUAGACAGCGGUGCAGAUAUAAACAGGCCGAAUGUGUCAGGGGCAACUCCGCUCUAUUUUGCUUGCAGCCACGGUCAGAGAGACACUGCACAAAUUCUUUUGAUGAGAGGAGCCAAAUAUUUACCGGACAAAAAUGGUAUUACUCCACUGGAUCUCUGUGUACAGGGUGGUUAUGGAGAGACUUGUGAAGUCUUAAUACAAUACCAUCCUCGACUUUUCCAGACAAUAAUUCAAAUGACACAGAAUGAAGAUCUACGGGAAAACAUGUUGCGGCAGGUUCUGGAACACUUGUCUCAGCAGAGUGAAAGCCAGUAUCUUAAAAUCCUAACAAGUCUUGCUGAAGUUGCUACAACAAAUGGUCACAAACUGCUUAGCUUGUCAAGUAAUUAUGAAGCUCAAAUGAAGAGUCUCUUAAGGAUCGUGAGGAUAUUUUGCCAUGUCUUUCGCAUUGGCCCAUCCUCUCCCAGUAAUGGAAAUGACAUGGGCUACAAUGGAAAUAAAACUCCAAGAAGUCAGGUGUUCAAGGUCAGAAAAGUAUAUGAUGUUGUUAGGAAGAUAGACGUUAAAGAGAUGAAUUUCACAAAGCAUGCAUUCAUUAAUCAGACAUCUCAUGAACAGGAACCGCUGGAACUGCUCUGGCAUUCUCUAGAUGAAUGGCUCGUUCUUAUAGCCACAGAGCUGAUGAAAAACAAAAGGGACUCUGCCAACAUUACUUCUAUUUUACUGAAGCAAAAAGGACCAGAUCACCAGGAUGCUACUCCUACGCCUUCCUUUGCCGAUGCAGGAACUGAGGGCAGGAAAGAGCUAUCCGCUGAUGCUGGCGAGUCAAAAGCAUAUGAUGUUGCUGGGAAGCAGGAAGCUUGUGCUGAUUGCCAGGAUGUUAUCUCCAUGACAGCAAACAGGCUAAGUGCUGUCAUUCAGGCCUUUUAUAUGUGCUGCUCCUGUCAGAUGCCUCAGGGGAUGACAUCGCCUCGUUUUAUAGAAUUUGUCUGUAAACACGAUGAUGUCCUUAAGUGUUUUGUUAACCGAAAUCCCAAAAUAAUUUUUGAUCACUUUCAUUUUCUUCUUGAGUGUCCUGAACUAAUGUCCAGAUUUAUGCACAUCAUAAAAGCUCAGCCAUUUAAAGAUCGUUGUGAAUGGUUCUAUGAACAUUUGCAUGCGGGGCAGCCAGAUUCGGACAUGGUGCACAGGCCUGUAAAUGAAAAUGACAUCCUUUUGGUUCACAGAGAUUCUAUUUUUAGGAGUAGCUGUGAAGUUGUGUCUAAAGCGAAUUGUGCAAAACUAAAGCAGGGGAUUGCUGUGAGAUUUCAUGGAGAAGAAGGCAUGGGACAGGGUGUGGUGCGUGAGUGGUUUGAUAUCUUAUCCAGUGAAAUAGUUAACCCAGAUUACGCCUUAUUUACCCAGUCAGCUGAUGGAACAACUUUCCAGCCCAACAGCAACUCUUCUGUAAAUCCAGAUCAUUUGAACUACUUCCGUUUCGCAGGCCAGAUCCUGGGGCUAGCUCUGAAUCACAGGCAGCUGGUGAACAUUUACUUCACAAGGUCAUUCUACAAACAUAUUCUUGGUAUACCUGUAAAUUAUCAGGAUGUAGCAUCUAUUGAUCCAGAGUAUGCAAAGAACUUGCAGUGGAUUUUAGAUAAUGAUAUCAGUGAUCUGGGUUUAGAGCUGACCUUCUCUGUUGAGACUGAUGUAUUUGGAGCAAUGGAAGAAGUGCCAUUGAAGCCAGGUGGUGCAAGUAUACUUGUUACACAGGAAAACAAGGUGAGUAUACAGGUUUAUUCAGAAGUUGAUAGUAUAAGAAAACUUGUUGGACUGACUUUUUGA
Messenger RNA from Pelecanus crispus (Dalmatian pelican), 2292 nucleotides. Lineage: Eukaryota; Metazoa; Chordata; Aves; Pelecaniformes; Pelecanidae. The record is from RefSeq and is a predicted model, not a curated record.